Molecule: messenger RNA, 4175 nt
Organism: Blepharisma stoltei
Lineage: Eukaryota; Ciliophora; Heterotrichea; Heterotrichida; Blepharismidae
Source: the annotation of a GenBank genome assembly
AUGGGCUGCGGAGCCAGUAAAGACAAAGAUCCUAAAAUAGUUUCCGGAAUUAUUAAAGUAAAGCAAGUUGAAGACGAAGAAAUAGAUCAAAUAGUAGAGCUUCCCCUGAGAGCUCGCGAAGAGGACAUUGACUUAUUUUCUAUAGUAGAAUUGUCAAUUAGUUGUAGUAACCUUCACCACUAUGAGCACUUCAGAGUUCCUGACCCAAUGGUGAUCUUUUACGUUGAAGACGAAUCAGGGGCUUGCACAGAAAAAUCUCGAACGGAAAUUCAAAAUUGUUCACAAAAUCCAUCCUUUAUAACUUCAUUUAAAGUCUCCUAUUGUUUUGAAAAACAAUUGAAAUUUAAAUUUGAUGUCUUUGACAUGAAAGAUCCAAACAACCCGAAUUUAGACAAGCAAGGCUACAUUGGGACCGUGAGGUGCAAUAUCCAUGAAAUUGUCUGUUCACCGACUCGGAGCAUUGCAAGGCAACUGGAAAAUACACAAAAUAAAAGAAAAAUAGGCUUGUUCACUGUGAGUUCGGAAGAAAUGAGCGAUUUAAAUCACCAUGUGAAAAUGCAGUGGGAAAUUGACAGCCGAAACUUGAGAGGGCCACUGUUUAUAAAGCUUUAUAGAAUUUCUCAUGAUAAUGAAGUCCCUAUCUAUCAAAGCGAAACGUCAGAUUCUCAUCCCUUUAGAUGAGAUAUAAUUGAUUUAUCAGUUAAUAAUCUAUGCAGAGGCGAUGACAGGAGAAAAAUAAAAUUGGAGGUCUAUAAAAGUGAUAGGAAGAAAAAUGAAUUAAUUGGAGCUUGCCAGUUUUGUUUAGCAGAUUUAAGGCAAAAUAAUAAUUUCCAAGACUUUAUUUCAUUUGGAGAGAAAACUAUUGCUACAUUAAACUUAAUCGGAUUCCAAUAUGAAGAAAAAGUAACCUUUUUAGACUAUAUUUUUGGAGGCUGUGAAAUUUCUUUAAUUGUGGGAAUCGAUUUCACCAAAAGUAACGGAUUGCCUUCAGCUAAUAACUCCUUACAUUAUUUGGACAUCGACCAUCCCAACGAAUACAUCCAAGCGUUAUCCGCAGUUGGCGAAAUUUUACAAUAUUACGAUUCUGAUAAAAAAAUCCCAGUAUAGCUCAUGCACCUUUAUGGAUCGACCUCAUUGAAAAUGUAACCGCUCUAAUGGACUUCCUAUAUCUUGUACAUCUUAGAAUAGACCCCUCACUAUUUAGAGAAAUAUUUAGACUAUUAUAAAAAAAUCCCUAGUUUUAAACUAGUUCCAUAUAGUUUUUAUAUUAUUGUUUUUUUAAUAAUUUGAAAAAUGUUUUAAAAAAUCAGCAUAAGAUUUUGCCAAAAGAAGCCAAAUCAUGUUUUACAAUAAAAAUAGUUAUUAUCUCUUGAUAUUUGAAAAAUACGAUUUUCGCGGUAAAAUGUUUUGGCCCAAAUAUUGGAAAUUAAAAAUAGCGAGUCAAAAAAUUUUUUGACAAGUGUGAACCAUUUUGACAAUUAAACGAUCCAAUUUUAAAAAAAUAUCUUUAUUAUAAAUAUUAAUUUUUAAUUUAAGAUAUGAUUUUAAAUAAAAAAAUGGCAGAUUUAUAGUGACUAUAGGAAAAAAUGUUACCCCUCAUGGAGCAAGCUCCUAUGAAGAGUUAAGGUCUGAUUUGAUUGCAAAGCUUUAUCAAUUUAAAGGAAUUUUAUUUUACCCAAUGAACUUUUUUUGCUUCGAUUUAGUCUUGAAGAUCUCGUGUUCGCGUUUGAAUUUUUUUUAUGGUAUUUUUGACUUUAAAAAAAAAAUGGCGACUUAUAGUGACUAUAGGAAAAAAUGUUACCCCUCAUGGAGCAAACUCCUAUGAAGAUUUAAGGUCUGGUUCAAAUGCAAAGCUUAAUCAUUUAAUAUAAAUUUUAUUUUGCCCAAUGAACUUUUUUGCUUCGAUUUAUUCUUGGAGAUCUCGUAUUCGCAUUUGAAUUUUUUUUGCUUACUUUUGACUUUAGAAAAAAAAAUGGCAGACUUAUAGUGGCUAUAGGAAAAAAUGUUACCCUCAUGGAGCAAGCUCCUAUGAAGAGUUAAGGUCUGAUUCAACUGCAAAGCUUAAUCAUUUAAUAUAAAUUUUAUUUUGCCCAAUGAACUUUUUUGCUUCGAUUUAGUCUUGGAGAUCUCGUGCUCGCGUUUGAUUUUUUUUUAGGUAUUUUUGACUUAGAAAAAAAAAUGCAGACUUAUAGUGACUAUAGGAAAAAAUGUUACCCCUCAUGGAGCAAGCUCCGAUGUAGAGUUAAGGUCUGAUUCAAAUGCAAAGGUUAAUCAUUUAAUAUGAAUUUUAUUUUGCCCAAUGAACUUUUUUUGCUUCGAUUUAGUCUUGGAGAUCUCGUGUUCGCGUUUGAAUUUUUUUUAUGGUAUUUUUGACUUUAAAAAAAAUGGCAGAAUCUUAUAGUAAGUAUCGAAAAAAUGUAACCCCUCAUAGUGAUGUUCCUAUAAGGAAUAAUAUGAAAUAAAUACAAAGCCUAAUUGUUUAAGCUGAAUUAUUAUUUUUAUUAAAGAGCUUUUAUUUUUCUCAAUAUCAACUUGGAGAUGAUGUGCUCAUAUUAAAAUUUUUUUAUUAAUAUUCUUUAAAUUUAAAUAUUAUUUUUAUUAAUUAAAUUAAUUUUAAGUUAAAAUUAAAUGGACCAGCCAUUUUUUUUAUUUAAAAUCAUAUCUUAAAUUAAAAAUUUAAUAUUUAUAAUAAAGAUAUUUUUUAAAAUUGGAUCGUUUAAUUGUCAAAAUGGUUCACACUUGUCAAAAAUUUUUGACUCGCUAUUUUUAAUUUCCAAUAUUUGGGCCAAAACAUUUUACCGCGAAAAUCGUAUUUUUUUCAAAUAUCAAGAGAUAAUAACUAUUUUUAUUGUAAAACAUGAUUUGGCUUCUUUUGGCAAAAUCUUAUGCUGAUUUUUAAAACAUUUUUCAAAUUAUUAAAAAAACAAUAAUAUAAAAACUAUAUGGAACUAGUUUAAAACUAGGGAUUUUUUUAUAAUAGUCUAAAUAUUUCUCUAAAUAGUGAGGGGGUCUAUUCUAAGAUGUACAAGAUAGGAAGUCCAUUAGAGCGGUUACAUUUUCAAUGAGGUCGAUCCAUAAAGGCUCAUUAGCUAUAUACGGUUUCGGAGCCAAACUUCCCCCUCUUUUUGAUAUAUAGAGGUUUCCUCUAUAUAGCGCUAAAAGCGCAGACAUUUUCCCAGGAGCUUUCCAAGUUCGUCGGACCAAAUCGCUUUUUGGUCCGACCAAGGCAUUGAUUUGGUGCAAACCUACCGAUAAAUUCCGAUCAGAAUUUAUCGGCCUUACAGCGCCAAACAUAGGAAACUUCUAUAAUUUCCCAUUGUUUCGCCCUCAAUGGAAACAUCUUUGAUCCAGAAGUGAAAGGGAUUUCAGAAGUUCUAGAAGCCUAUAAAAGUGCCUUAUCUACAGUUAGACUCCAUGGUCCUACUAUAUUUAACGAACUUAUCCAAACAGCCAUUACAUAUGCCUCGACAAUCCAAGUAUCUCAGAAGCAUCAGCAGUAUUUUAUUCUGCUAGUAUUGACUGACGGGAUGAUCAAUGACAUUGACUACACCAUCGACGAAAUUGUGAGGGCUGGAGAAUUCCCUUUAAGUAUCAUCAUAGUUGGCGUGGGAAACGAAGACUUUUCCAUGAUGGAACAGCUAGAUGCAGACAUCCACCCUCUUUAUUCAAAGCGGCUGAAGAAAAAUAUGAAAAGAGACAUAGUACAAUUCGUGCCGUUUUCUAAGUUUAAGUCAAAUCCAAGCGAUUUAGCCAAAGAAGUGUUAUAUGAAGUACCCAAACAGCUGAUAGCAUAUAUGAAAGGAAAUGGAAUCCUCCCUAACGAAGAAGAAGAUGACAAAAACUUAUACAGGACUAAUACAGCUGGUCAAAAAAUGAUCCCUUCACCACAAAAAAUGCACGAUUCUGCAAUGCUAUUGAGCAGCAUGAAAGAACAAUUUAUAGGCAAAGUGGAAGAGCUGGGCUUUGAGAGAGAAAAAAUAGCUGAAGUUGUGGAGGAAGGAGUUUGCUGUAUGGAUGUAAAUAUAGUUGUGGAGAUUUUGGAACAAAGAUCGUCAAUGACUGUAAGAAAAUCUGUUCUGAGAAAGUCCAAUUCCAAAACUCUGUCAGUGCCUCCGAGUAAGGUGAGGUUUGAAAAUGAUAAUAAAUAUUAUAUCAUAGAUAAAGAUGUCAAUUAA